AUCGUUUGGUGUCUCUUCCCUUAAAGUGUUAUUUUUAUUGCAGAUUGAUCCAGAGAGGAAAGAAACAAAGCAAAGGUGGAUGUGAGCCCAUACUGCUCCAGCCAAAAUACUUUCUUGACCGCAACACAUAAUAAAUCUCUCUCUUGCUCUACAGCAGCCAAGCCAAAAGCUUGUCAAAGUAUGGCUAGAUAUAAUUGCUUUCAGACCACUGAAGCUGUGAGGCUUCUGAGAGAGAUGGAAAUAUGUUUUGUGUUGAACUAUAAUCAGAAUGAAGACUGAUUGAAACAAAGCUGAAUAUCACACAGACUACGUUCACACUGCGAGCCUUAGUGCUCAAUUUCGAUUUAGCUUUUUUUUUGUAUAGCUGUUCAUAUUGUUGUUUGAUUCAGAUUUCCUGUGUGAACAGAUCAUGGUUCUGAACUGACCCGCAAAACAACAUUACGAACAGGGUUGCCAGGUUUUGCCAGGGGGGUGUGGGGGUCAAUAUCGCGUUUGUGGGGUCGCUUUAACCCACGGAGUUGAAAAACAACCUGCGGCAACAAUGAAAAAGUAGCCCAAUUCCGCGGGGAAACUGAGGACUUGGCAACACUUGCGCAGCGCGUUGACAUGCGGAAGUAAACACGGAGAACAUAAAGAUGGAGGCAUCUUGUCUGGAGCUGGCGCUGGAAGGGGAGAGACUGUGUAAAGCGGGAGAUUUUAAAGGUGGUACUGCCUUCUUUGAAGCUGCUGUUCAGGUGGGAACAGAAGAUCUCAAGACCCUCAGUGCCAUUUAUAGCCAGCUGGGUAAUGCUUACUUCUACCUGAAGGAGUACGGCAAAGCCCUGGAGUACCAUCGGCACGACCUCACGCUCGCCCGGACAAUCGGGGACCGGAUCGGGGAGGGGAAAGCCAGCGGGAAUCUGGGGAACACUCUGAAGGUUUUGGGCCGCUAUGAUGAAGCAGUUGUGUGCUGUCAGAGACACCUGGACAUUUCUCAAGAACAAGGAGACAAGGUCGGCGAGGCCAGGGCUCUGUAUAACAUGGGGAACAUGUUUCAUGCCAAAGGAAAGCAGCAGCUGUGGGGCAUCUCACAGGAUCCCGGAGAGCUUCCUCCUGACGUCAGAGACACGCUGCAGCGAGCCACAUCUUUCUAUGAGAUGAAUCUCUCUCUGGUUAAGGAGCUGGGAGACCGAGCAGCGCAGGGAAGAGCCUUCGGUAACCUCGGGAACACUCAUUACCUGCUGGGUAACUUUGUUGAGGCCAUCAAGUUCCACAGAGAGCGUCUCUCCAUUGCAAAGGAAUUUGGCGACAAGGCCGCCGAGCGCAGAGCAUACAGUAACCUAGGCAACGCUCUCAUUUUCCUUGGCCAGUUCAAUGCAGCCACAGAGUAUUACAGGAACACUCUGCAGCUCUCUCGGCAGCUGAAGGAUCAGGUGAUGGAAGCUCAAGCAUGUUACAGUCUGGGAAACACGUAUACGCUGCUGCAGGAGUAUGAACGUGCCAUAGACUAUCACCUCAAACACCUGCUCAUCGCUCAGGAGCUCAAUGACAGGGUCGGGGAGGGCCGGGCCUGCUGGAGUCUGGGCAACGCUUACGUGUCGUUGGGAAACCACCGUCAGGCUCUGCACUACACCCGGAAACACCUGGACAUCUCCAGAGAGAUCGGGGACAGGAACGGAGAGCUGACCGCCAGGAUGAAUGUGGAGGAGCUGAUGGAGGCUCUCGGGGUGAAGGAGGGCGAUCUCUCACCGGUUGAAUCUGAGUUUGAAGUGCAGGGAGCCAGACCCAAGUUCACCAAGAAGAACAGCAUGGACAGUGUUGACCUGUGGAAAUACAGCUCUGAAAAGAAUGAAGAUGCUCCAGAUGUUGAUGGUGUUUCAAGGAGGUCGAGGAACCAGCUGUCUCAGUCGAGCAGAAGCAAAAGUUACGCGGACAGUCAGUCGUCAGAUGAAAGACAGUGGCUCGACUCGCCUGUGGACACGGAUGACAUCACUGUUGACGUCACACCUCCAAAACUGGCUCGUGACGCGUCAGAUGAGGACUGCUUCUUUGACCUUUUGAGUAAGUUUCAGAGCAGCCGUAUGGAUGACCAGCGCUGUCAGCUGGAUGAGCCGUCCAAUGGAGAGAACGCAGGAGGAGCGGAUCGAAACACAAUCAAUGACAUGAUCGGUCAGUCACAGCAUGCCAGUCUGCUGACGUCUCCUCAGACCGAAGAACUGUUCGAUUUGAUCGCCAGCUCUCAGAGCCGUCGUCUGGACGAUCAGAGGGUGAGCGUCAGUAACCUGCCCGGACUCAGAAUUACCCACAAUAACCUGGGCCACCUGUGUGGAGAGAGCGACCCUCAGGAGCCCAGCGAUGACUUCUUCAACAUGCUCAUAAAGUGCCAGUCAUCCAGGAUAGAUGACCAGCGCUGCUCUCCUCCUGAAGGGGGUCCGCGGGCCCCAACCGUCCCAGACGAGGAUUUCUUCAGCCUAAUACAGAGAGUUCAGGCCAAACGAAUGGACGAGCAACGCGUGCAGCUCCCAUCUGAUGAACAGGAGACGGACGAGGACGAGGAUGAGGACGAGAGAGAGCCGGGGGUCACAGACUCCUGAAGAAAGCCGGGGCCAAAUGACAAACAACGAGGACUGAAUGAGAGAGGACGUUUCAUGGGGAACAUUUGGAUGGACUCUUUCAUGAGAUGAAGAAAUGUGCACAAAGAGACGCAUGUGAGACAUGAAAACACAAGUGCCAUCUCAGUAUACGGUGCAGUUUUACGCCUCCUGUGCUUUACAGCUAAUGAUACAUGACGUUUGAUAGAGUUUAUAUUGAAUGGAGUAACAGACAUUAGGGCCGCAACUCUCUAGGUGAAUUCACUAAGAAUCAGUGAUUGUGUUGUUCAUUUGCAAACACUGCCUGCACUGUUUUAGCACCUGAUUAACAAAAGAAAUUUAACAAAUGAGGUGCAAAAACAU
Molecule: messenger RNA, 2933 nt
Organism: Sinocyclocheilus grahami
Lineage: Eukaryota; Metazoa; Chordata; Actinopteri; Cypriniformes; Cyprinidae
Product: G-protein-signaling modulator 1-like
Exons: 14
Coding region: 636-2573 (645 amino acids)
Biological process (GO): establishment of mitotic spindle orientation
Cellular component (GO): cell cortex
Molecular function (GO): GDP-dissociation inhibitor activity; G-protein alpha-subunit binding
Source: RefSeq, a predicted model, not a curated record